GGAUGGCGAGCUCUUCUAUUACGCUUUGCUCGCCCUGGAAUUCGAGACCCCUGACCAGGACCAGGAUUCAUGAGCUGGUCGCAGGGGCCGGGGCAGGAGCCUCGGGCUCCCAAAGCUGGCCAAGAGGUGAUGAGUGAGAUUGGAAGAACGCAAGAUUUGAAAAGCGAACGUGGUGAAUGAAAGACCCCGGGGAACAGGCACCACCAUGAACACGAGCAUUCCUUAUCAGCAGAAUCCUUACAAUCCACGGGGCAGCUCCAAUGUCAUCCAGUGCUACCGAUGUGGAGAUACCUGCAAAGGGGAAGUGGUUCGCGUCCACAAUAACCACUUCCACAUCCAAUGCUUCACCUGUCAAGUAUGUGGCUGUGGCCUGGCCCAGUCAGGCUUCUUCUUCAAGAACCAGGAGUACAUCUGCACACAGGACUACCAGCAACUCUAUGGUACCCGCUGUGAUAGCUGCCGGGACUUCAUCACGGGAGAGGUCAUCUCUGCCUUGGGCCGCACCUACCACCCCAAGUGCUUUGUGUGCAGCCUGUGCAGGAAACCUUUCCCCAUUGGAGACAAGGUGACCUUCAGUGGGAAAGAAUGUGUGUGCCAGACGUGCUCCCAGUCCAUGACCAGCAGUAAGCCCAUCAAGAUCCGGAGCGGGAUGAGGAACUGUGCCGGCUGCAAGGAAGAGAUCAAGCAUGGCCAGUCACUGCUGGCCCUGGACAAGCAGUGGCACGUCAGCUGCUUUAAGUGCCAGACCUGCAGUGUCAUCCUCACCGGGGAGUACAUCAGCAAGGAUGGUGUUCCAUACUGCGAGUCCGACUACCACUCCCAGUUUGGCAUUAAGUGUGAGACCUGCGACCGAUACAUCAGCGGCAGGGUCUUGGAGGCAGGAGGGAAGCACUACCAUCCAACCUGUGCCAGAUGCGUACGCUGCCACCAGAUGUUCACUGAAGGAGAGGAGAUGUACCUCACAGGUUCUGAGGUUUGGCAUCCCAUCUGUAAACAGGCAGCCCGGGCAGAGAAGAAGUUAAAGGUAAGCAAACGGACAUCUGAAACCUCCAUCUCACCCCCUGGAUCCAGCAUUGGAUCACCCAACCGAGUCAUCUGCGCUAAAGUGGAUAAUGAGAUCCUUAAUUACAAAGACCUGGCAGCUCUCCCCAAGGUUAAGUCCAUCUACGAGGUACAACGCCCCGACCUCAUUUCCUACGAGCCUCAUUCCCGAUACACGUCCGACGAGAUGCUGGAGAGAUGUGGCUAUGGAGAGUCGCUGGGAACCUUAUCUCCCUACUCUCAGGACAUCUAUGAGAACCUGGACCUCCGGCAGAGACGGGCCUCCAGCCCAGGAUACAUCGACUCCCCCACAUACAGCCGGCAGGGAAUGUCUCCCACCUUCUCCCGCUCACCCCACCACUACUACCGCUCUGGUGAUCUGUCUACAACAACCAAGAGCAAAACAAGUGAAGACAUCAGCCAGGUCUCCAAGUACAGUCCAGCUUAUUCGCCAGACCCCUACUAUGCCACAGAGUCUGAGUACUGGACCUACCAUGGGUCCCCCAAAGUACCCCGGGCAAGAAGGUUCUCAUCUGGAGGAGAGGAGGAUGAUUUUGAACGCAGCAUGCACAAGCUCCAGAGUGGGAUUGGCCGACUGAUUCUGAAAGAGGAGAUGAAAGCCCGGUCGAGCUCCUAUGCAGAUCCCUGGACCCCUCCUCGGAGCUCCACCAGCAGUCGGGAGGCCCUGCACACAGCUGGCUACGACAUGUCUCUCAAUGGUUCCCCUCGGUCACACUACCUAGCUGACAGCGAUCCCCUUAUUUCCAAAUCUGCCUCCCUGCCUGCCUACAGAAGAAAUGGCCUGCACAGGACACCCAGCGCAGACCUCUUCCACUACGACAGCAUGAACGCGGUCAACUGGGGCAUGCGAGAAUACAAGAUCUACCCUUAUGAACUUCUGCUGGUGACCACAAGAGGGAGAAACCGACUGCCCAAGGAUGUAGACAGGACCCGCUUGGAGCGCCACCUGUCCCAGGAAGAGUUCUACCAAGUCUUCGGCAUGACCAUCUCUGAGUUUGAUCGGCUGGCCCUCUGGAAGAGGAAUGAGCUCAAGAAGCAAGCCCGGCUGUUCUAGGCAGAGGCUCUAUAAAUAUAUAUAUGCAUUUCUAUAAAGAUAUCUGUAAAGUCUCAACACGGAAGCUAGGUAUAACCCUCUCUUGUGUAACAGGCCAUGUUGCCUGCCAGAGACUCACUUUCUGUAUUGUCAGGCAAGCUCACAUCAUCAAGAUAUUUUUAUGCUCCUUACUUCCUCUUUUCUAAGUGCUGUUAGACCUGGGAAGGGAUUUGAGGGGACUCUGUCCUUUGACGGAGUAUCCUUUUUAUAUUGAAACAGCUGUCCUUCCUAACUUGAGUCUCCUAAGGUCCAACUCUUGUUCCUAGAUAAGGUGCCUAGAGACGCCUCUUUCUUCUCUGCUUCUCAGCCCUUUGCCCAAGGCCCCAGGGCUGAUGCUGAACUUACUGGCCCCAGCGGGGCCCUCCCACAGGAGGAUCCACAGUGACCUCCCAAACCACUGAGCACCUUGGAGAUCCCAAGAAUUUUCUCAACAUCCCCAGUUAGGAGCUCAGCACUCUCUGCGGAUGACACAGAUGGAAGUGUGAGCCUCAAAUUCACUGGCUACUCCAACAAAGAGAAGCGGCUAGGAGUCCUGGAGCCCUGGCUUCUCCUUAGCUCUUCAUCCCUCCCCCUUCUGCCCUUGACCCCAACCUCUCCUUUAUCCAAAUCCAGAACCCAUGGUAGGAAAAGAAAAAAAGGCACUUCCCUUCCCUUCCAAAUGGCCCCCUUUGCCUGGCCUGGACUUGGAGAAUUAGAGGAAAGGAGAGGGAGCUCGGCAUGGGAGACAGAGCCUGGCACCUGUUGGAAUCUGAGCUGUAGGGACCUCCUGGGACCACCUCUCCUUCACUGCUCCCAACACCUCCCCAACCUUGGUCCUUUCAAGGAGAGGCCCACUACAGCAGUCUGUAUUCUUCAGCCUUAUUACAAUCUAUGUGCCUGACAACUCAACACCACAGGGCUAUGUUCCCACCUUAGCUCCCAUCCAACGACUAGACAAGCUACUCCCACCAUGGUUUAGUAGAAGAGCGGGCCACAUCCAAGAUGAAGGUCAUGGUCCGGGUCUCUGGGCUGGCAAAACAACCAUCCUAGGCCUGGGCCAUCCCUGACCCUACUGAGAGGUAGGGUCUAUUGCUCAAGGAGGCUUCUGAAGGCUGAAUCUUGUGAGAUUCUCAAGUGAAGCAGUGGUCAACACUGCUCAUAGUCAUCCUGUCUUCCCCCAAUGACUUCCUUUUCUGCCUCCUUGCCUUUUAGAACAGGGUGGAAACUUAACCUUCUCUCCUCCCUUCUUCAAAGCUUCAGCCCUGAGUUGGUAAUGUGCAGUGGGGGCUGUUCCUUCAUGGAGAUGCCUUGAGUCAGACCAUUUUGAGAUCUUAUAGGAAGGAUGAAGAUGUAAAAAUGACACUAUGGCUGUGAAGAUGAGUGUGACGUGAUGUGGCCAACGUAGAACUGACAUCAACAAACCUCAUGGAGCACCUGCUGCUGCUGAGCACUUGCUGGAUAUGGGCACUGAAUGGGGGAGUGGGGACACUGGGAUGAGUCAACACAGGCCCUGGGUUCAGAGACAGUCGAUUGAUUCAUCAUGGGUAUCUUAUAGCGGGUACCCAGGCAUGAUGAGUGUAGGGAAGAAAGUGAUUGGAAAAGGCGUGAGUAAGUAUGUGUGUGACAUUAUUGAAAAGGCAUAUGCAGUCUGUGCCAACCAAGGAAAGCUUCUGGGAAGAUACUGCAUUUGAACAAGGUUCAGGAAGGAUCUAUGUAUGCUGGGAAGAGACUGCAUGUUGAAGGGGUGAUAGGGGAAGGAGCAGAGGGGAAGUCCAGUAUACUCACAUUCAAAAUGUCACUCUCCCUGUAACUUCUCUCUUUGGCCAAUGUCAACAACUUCCCUGACCCUUUAGAAAUGUCCCCAGUCAGACACAAUCAUUGAAACUGCCUCAUUAUCACUGAUUGAGAACUUGGCGAGAUUGAAGGGCUUUUGUUAUUGUUGUUGAAUAUUUUUUCCCAUAAAAACACAUCAUUUCAACCCAAA
Messenger RNA from Ochotona curzoniae (black-lipped pika), 4118 nucleotides. RefSeq names its product actin binding LIM protein family member 3 (gene ABLIM3). Gene Ontology annotation, cellular component: actin cytoskeleton; stress fiber. The record is from RefSeq and is a predicted model, not a curated record. The transcript is spliced from 23 exons. Gene Ontology annotation, molecular function: actin filament binding. Gene Ontology annotation, biological process: cytoskeleton organization; cilium assembly; lamellipodium assembly. Lineage: Eukaryota; Metazoa; Chordata; Mammalia; Lagomorpha; Ochotonidae. The coding region runs from base 206 to 2116 and encodes 636 amino acids.